UGAAAGCCUUAACUUUUGUUUUAUGUAUAAAGACUUCACAAACACGUUCAUGUGUAACAGUAACUACAACAGUUGGUCUUUAAAAUGAAACCGAAAACGUUCAUGAGUUUUGUAGUUCAAUUAAUCGUUUUAAGAUAUCAGUAUGGUGAAGGUCACGAGGCUGAUCCAGGAUACGGCCGGAAAUGGCUUCAUUUCAUAGAUGAGGGGGGACAACGUCACAUCAUGAAUUUCUCGAGCAUUCCAGAAGUAUUUCACAGCUUAACACUUGGCCAUACAAUUCUUAGAUUAUAUACAAGAAAUAAUAAGAAUACAGCGGAACGAUUAAAAUUACCUCGAACCGGCGAUUUGUUUAUUAAAAGCAGAUACUUCAAUGCAGCAAACGAUGUUAAAAUUAUAACACAUGGAUGGUUUUCUUCGAACAAUGCCAGCUGGUUAGAGGAUAUGAAAGAUACGUUCCUUCAAGAUAUGGAUCUAAACGUCAUAACUGUUGACUGGAGCAGCUUAGCACAGAACAUCUUAUAUCCGGCCUCGGCACUGGCUACGAGACAUGUGGGCAAGAAGGUUGCGCGCUUGAUAAAUGCCCUAAAACGAAGUUACAGCAUAAAAAGUGAUAUGGUCCAUCUAAUAGGUCACAGCCUAGGUGCCCAUGUAAUGGGUUACGCUGGAAGUUACACUCAAGAUGACCCUGUAUUUAGGAUAACUGGCUUAGAUCCCGCACGACCUUUAUUUGAAGUGCCGAAAUUGCCAGAUAAAUAUAUUUUAGAUAAAAGUGAUGCAGUUUUUGUAGACGUAAUACACACUGAUGCUGGAGUGCUGGGCUUUUCAAGCAAUUGUGGGCAUGUUGACUUUUUUCCCAAUGGAGGCAAACCAAUCCAACCAGGCUGUACUGGUAAUAUAGUAGAACAAGAAGCUUGCAGUCACGGAAGAUCGUGCGACCUGUUUGUUGAAUCAAUAAGUUAUGCGUCAACUGAUAAUGGAUUUACAUCGCGCCUUUGUGAAAGUUGGGAUCAAUAUAUAAAUGGUUUAUGCAAGGACGCACCGGAGGCUAAAAUGGGAUAUCCUGUUUCUCCCACGGUUCGGGGAACUUAUUAUCUGUAUACGUCGAAUCAAACCAAAUAUUCAGUGGACUAAGUAAUGUGUACAUUAAUGGAACUAAAAAAUGCCUCAAUCUAUAUUUAGUUCCACUUAUCAGUUAUUUAUGAUGUCAAGAUUAUUUAAAGAUUUUCUAAUCAAAUAAAUAAAGAAUUUGUAAUAAUAAAUAUUAAAUAUUGAGUCAAUUGAAUAUAGGUAUCUCUAGUAGAUAUAGUAUGGUGAACUUAAUUAUUUACUUCAUAACAGUAUUUUUUAAAUUAGUUAAAUAUAUUAUAAUGAAUUUAGUGCAUUA
Leptidea sinapis is the source of this 1384-nucleotide messenger RNA. Its product is annotated as inactive pancreatic lipase-related protein 1-like. Gene Ontology annotation, biological process: lipid metabolic process. The record is from RefSeq and is a predicted model, not a curated record. The coding region runs from base 85 to 1131 and encodes 348 amino acids. The transcript has 5 exons. Lineage: Eukaryota; Metazoa; Arthropoda; Insecta; Lepidoptera; Pieridae. Gene Ontology annotation, molecular function: lipase activity.